This is a messenger RNA of Helicoverpa zea (corn earworm), 2501 nucleotides long. RefSeq lists its product as uncharacterized. The transcript is spliced from 12 exons. The record is from RefSeq and is a predicted model, not a curated record. NCBI's taxonomy places the organism in Eukaryota, Metazoa, Arthropoda, Insecta, Lepidoptera, Noctuidae. Bases 113 to 2500 code for a protein of 795 amino acids.
CUAUCUUAUCAUUGCGCUGUGAUCUUUAUAGUAGCACUCCUACGCGUGCUUCAACACGCAUUGUGUUUUGUUGUUCUAUUAUUACCAAAAAUAUAAUGCGAGUUCAUAAGUCAUGAAGAAACUUAUACUGUAUAUUGUAUUGUUAACUAGCUUUGCAAAAUGUGCAAUAGUGCCGAGUAUUCCGAGCCACUUACGGGAUUGUUACCGGUCCGCUGUUCCUGAGCUGCCGGCUCCGAGACGACUCGAUGUGUUCCUGUCGCUGUUGAGGAAGCUUGAACGAUAUUCACAACUGGAUAUGAGACUGCUUAGCUCUGCGUUGCUUAGAAGCUUACGGCUAGAUGGCAUUGAACAAUCGUCGUCAAACGCCGUGGAAACCGAAUUCAUACUACCGUACAGGGCAUCCAGCUUCCAAUUCCACAAGUACAAGAUCCUGAUGGAUAUUUUUCUGCCGAGCCAAAAUCUCUUACAAGCCGACGAAAUUCUGCCCAUAGGAGAGAAAUGUCUUCUGCACAAAAUGCUGAGUUCAACAGUGCGACAAUGGGAACGAGGCGAUGAAAGUCUCGUAUGCCCCUUAUCAGCUCAGCUGUCUCAAGGCACCAAUAAUAUGCAAACGCAGAGUGCCGGUAGAGUAAUCAGCAGAUGUCCCAUAGAAGAGGGUGUAAUUCAAACGAAUUGGGGAACCAUAGCAUCAGGCACGUUAGUGGCAGCAGUAGCCGCAUCAUUGGAAUCUCAAAGGGUCCCGGUCACAGACAUACUCAACGCCAACAUUUUCAAAGAAGAUGUGGCUGAGCCCCUGAUGGUAUCUGCUAAACAAGAGUGGUUUGAAGACAUAGAAACAUUAGACCCAACCAUACAAAGGCAGUCAGAUGUCGCAGAUAUAGGCAACAUUUGGGUCGCGACACUCGCCGGAGAUUUAGCAGAAGUAGUAGUGAACCAGGGUCCCCGCGUGAGCUCGGUGGUUCAGAACAUGGUGAUCGGUAGCAAUAACCGUUGGAACGACACAUUUCUGCCGCGAGACCAUUAUCUCUUCCCGCAGAACUUGACAGUUGCGGAUUGGCAGUUCACUGAUGCCGAGAUAUUGGCUGGCGUUGAUGGUUUCAUACUAGCUCACCACAUACCAAAAUGGCUGGAACAAAGACGUACCCUCAGACUUUCGCAGGUGUUAGACAUGUACUAUUCCGACGGAGGUGUUUCAUUCGACCCCACAAUCCGAGCAUGCAACCGUCAAAAUCUCUUCUCGAGCUUAGUGAACAAGGAUGAUUUGUUGAUAGAAACUUCUAGAUUCGCCCACGUACUGUCUCUAAGGCAGAUAACUGUGUAUGUGCCUGUUGAAGAGAUGGAGAGAAUCACCAAUGCUGCGGUCACUGCUUUCAUGGAAUACGCUCCGGCCUUAUUGCGCCGAAACCACCGAGAUUGUCAAGUGCUAACCAGCGCUCCUGUCAUAGACUUAAUAGUCGCCACGGACGGGUCAUGGAAAGGCUACGACGUCGAACAAUUCAUGUCAUGGAUCGGUGGUUCAUUGGAGAUAAACAUGCAACGAGGUUCAAUAUCUCUCCUUCAUGGAAACACAGGAGAUUGGAUUGCUCCUCCGUCAUAUAAUCUCACCACCAUGUUUUCCUAUAUCAAGAAUUAUACCGAUGAAUGGCCAAAUCGCCUCAACUUACCAAGGGUCAUAUCAACGGUCCUGCAGCAUUCUUUGAACAGUUCUCUGGUGGAAAUUGCAAACAACGCGAGCGCAGGGCCCAGUACCGUGGUCCUUGUAAUAAGUCCCAGCGACCGACCCUCGGCCACCGAGAUGGACCGAGCCAGGGAACUGAUGACCUCACUUAGGAGUACCUACUUUGACGUGUAUUUCACAUAUGUAGCUGAAGACCUGUCAGACUUCCAAAAUAUUAACAACGAGUAUUUGGACUAUUCGGAGCUGUUUUUGACAACGCCAUCAACGAGCGUGCAAGACAUUAUAAACGCGGUAGACGUGUACCUCAUAAAGAGCACCAUACCACAAAGGUUGAUAGGCGCCCAGUGCCCCGUCAACGGUACGGUGUUCAACCAAGUCGAGUUCGAAGAUUUUGUGCUUCCGAAUAGACCCACUUAUUACCGCAUACACCCCUUUUACUUGAGGAUGCAGCCUGUUAUACGCGUUCAGUUUCGUAAUGAUGGCCAAGGACAGUUGCUGGUGUGCAUGUGGCGAGGGGCGGAGGCUACCCACAGUUGCCAGGCCAUCAUGGAGCGAGGGUUACAUGUGUUUAACAUGACCAAACCCUGCCCGUCCCCUGACUUCUGUCCACCUGCCUACUUCACCGUCACUGCUACCUCCAGCUCCAAUCUCUGUGCUAAUAAUGAUUGUCGACUGCCACACCAAGUAGGAUACUACAUAACUCACGGAGGACUCCGUUGUUUGCCUCUACGAGGACAUGCAUUUAAUAAAAAACUUUCAAUGGAAUUAUUUUUAAUAAGCGUAGCAUUAUUAUUUUUACAAAUAAACAUAAGUGAAAAAUAAA